Messenger RNA from Capsicum annuum, 1413 nucleotides. RefSeq lists its product as uncharacterized. The transcript is spliced from 8 exons. The record is from RefSeq and is a predicted model, not a curated record. Bases 116 to 775 code for a protein of 219 amino acids. NCBI's taxonomy places the organism in Eukaryota, Viridiplantae, Streptophyta, Magnoliopsida, Solanales, Solanaceae.
UUUUAUUUCCACGUUUUCUUGGAUUUCUAGCACGGUUGAUACUCUUCUUGAAAAUUGCGAAAAUUAUAACCCUGCUCUAAAGCAGCAAGGAGGAGCGGAGGAUCGAUCUAAGAGGAUGAAGGAGGAUGCUAUGCUUUUACUAAGAGGAUUUGAUUCUGUUUCUUGCUCUCUUUCGCAGUUAUCUGAUAAUCUGGAAAAUGCUCUUCAGGGAGCAAGAAAUCUGGCAAAACCUCCCACAUUGACGGAGAUACUUCACUAUACAAUGGAAAAAGAAAGAAGUGAGGAAAAUCAAUCAAAGGAAAAUAAAUGUGAGGGAUACAAAGGUAAAGAAGGGAGCGAAGAAGGCGGCAAUAGAGGGUUAAAGAGGAAAUUGGAUUCUGAAGAAUCCUCAGAAAAUCCUCAACAAGACGAUGAUACCAAAAGAGAAAAUCAACAGGUCUUGAAAGAACUCGGGAAGUUCAAGAAAGCCAAAAAUCUUGCGAUUUCCAUGGCGUCAAAAGAAGACACAUUAGCUCAAGAACUAAAAUCAAUGAGAUCAGACUUUCGCUUUAUGCAAGAACGUUCUUCUCUUUUGGAGGAGGAUAAUGAAGUCUUCGUGAUGGAUAUGGCACAAGGAUACCACCAGAAGAAGAUGACCUGGAGGUCAUGGAUUCAAGCCUUGGAAACAACCUCUGGCAGAAAUACAAGGAUGAUGUUUUACUAUUUGACUACAAUUUCCAAGAGCGGGUCAAUGCCUUUGUUGCUGCGGCUUUGGCACAAGCAGCAAGGUAAUUAGAAUUCUUUAAAGGAAGAAGUGAGAUAGGAGGACCAACAACCAAAGUGUUGCCUGGUGCGCUUGCCAUUGCUCAGCAUCAUGAUGCUGUCAGUGGCACUUUGAAGCAACAUGUUGUUGAUGAUUAUGCCAAAUUACUGUUCAUAGGUUACAAGCAGGCCAAAUGAGAGCCAAUACUUAGUUGCAUGGAACAUCAAAUCCUCUAAAGAGAAACUUAUUGCAGCAAUGGAUCCAGCUCUGGAUGUGAAACAGGAGAGUACAUUAGAUAACAUCUACACUGUUGCAGAACUUGCUGGUUAUUGCACAGCAAGAGAGCCUGGCCAACGGCCCGAUAUGUCCUAUGUUGUGAACAUAUUUGCGCCCCUUGUUGAGAAAUGGAAGACUCUUGAGGAAGAUACAGAUGGCGAGUGUGGUAUCGAUUAAAGUUUUCCACUCAACCAAAUGGUCGAAGGCUGGCAAGAAUCAGAAAAAAAAAGACUUGAGUUGCAUCGACCUUGAAGAAUCUAAAGGAAGUCUCCAUUCAAGGCCUACUGGAUUUGUCGAGUCCUUUACAUCAGUUGAUUGUAUAUAAAACAAGGUUCUGCACUAUGUGUAGUUGAUCUGAUUAUCCUAUUCAAUAAAUGUGGAUAGAAUUUUUGUUU